CACGACAUAACCUCCACAACCUUGCACACACACCACGCAUAUUGUUGAAGAUGCAAGUCCACGCUGUGUCUGAUGCAGAGCGCGCUUUCGACUCGCAGGGCAGGAGAUUGCCGUGGGGCCUUGAGUUUGCAGACAGCGACCACAACCAGCGACGGAUACCCGAAGAGAAAGGCCCAUUUGGCAAGGCGCGCAAACGCGGGUCUACACGCGCAAAGACACCAACAGCCAAAUCUGCCGAGGACAGCGCGAAGCUCGACAACCUGCGCGCAAUCGACGACAUCUUUGGGCGCUUCAAGGCCGACGAGGAUAAGAAGCGAUUGCUCCCAGGGCAUCCCGUAGCCGCACUACCACCGUCGGCAUCUGCACCGAACCUGAUAGAAAGCAGCGGUCUGCUAGGGACAUCGUUCAAUGGCGGCGCGCCCCCAAAUAUCACAGCGAAAGAGCCCAAGGAAGUCAUACUGUACGGCUACGGCUCAGAAGUGCAGUGGGCAGCGAUAGACUUCUUCGAGAAGGUCUCCAACGGCAUCAUCUACGAGGAAUACGACCGCGAACCGUACAACCCUAAAUUCAACUACGCCUUCGGCACACAGCGAACCUCACACUAUCAAUCGCUCUCAAAGGCCGCGCUGAGCAGAGUCAACCAGUUCGUAGGCGGCGACCACUGGAUAAAGGUCACAUUUGAUUCAGCAGAAGCCGCUGAGCGCGCAUGCCACUACUCUCCCCACAACAUCCAAGGCUACACCGUCUUCGCCGAAGCAUACAGAGGCACUGGCCCUCAAGGCGGCGACCGCGCCCUCCGCGCCCAAAUCGGCGGCGCCGUCUCCCUGCUCUCUUCUCCACAAACCGGCGCCUCAAGCACAGUACCAGACACAUCCACGACCGCGUCCUCAGCCACGGCAACAACUGGCCCCGCGCCAACCAACCUCCUGCGAUCAACAACCAUGCCCCUCUUCCCCAGCGGCUCCUUCCCCAUGGACGACGGGCCUCUCGACCGCGCACCACCAACACCAGCACCAGCUGCCUUGCCACGCCAAUCACAAACCCAAACGACGACCACAUCUGCGCAACUAGCGCCCACAUCACGCCGCGCAACGCUCCGCCUUAAGGGCGCAAACGUAAAACCCGCCGUCUUCAUGCCGCAAGAGAAAGCCUUUUUGCCAGCUCCACCGCUGUGGCAGCAGACGUUUGGUUCGUUGCCGAUUAUCGGGUGGGUGAUUGGGAGUGGGCAGGGGAUCAUAGGAGAUCAGGUGCCGAGGAAGGAGGACGGGAGUUUCGACGCGAAUACGGCCAGUUUGUAUUGGCGUGUGUGGUACAGCGUCGACUCGUGUCUAGGGACCGACUUUUGUGGUGUGAGGGAUGCGGAGUACGAUGAUUAGAGAAGAAAGGUGGAAGGAUACGACACAUGACAGGAUGAAAAUGGAGUUGGCAGCAUCAGGCGGCGUUUUGGGCUUUGCAUGACGGCGAGGCAUUGGUCCGUUCUUUUUCUUAUCAGUCUGAUCACAUUUGCGAUUGCAGCUCAGAGCAAGCAAGCGAUUCCAAUGAAGCCAUAGCUUGCAUAAGAUGCGUGUGAUGA
Messenger RNA from Macroventuria anomochaeta, 1573 nucleotides. RefSeq lists its product as uncharacterized. The transcript is spliced from 2 exons. The record is from RefSeq and is a predicted model, not a curated record. Bases 51 to 1376 code for a protein of 441 amino acids. NCBI's taxonomy places the organism in Eukaryota, Fungi, Ascomycota, Dothideomycetes, Pleosporales, Didymellaceae.